CAUUUGCUUCUUUGGAGCUCGGCCCCGCCGACGAGCUCCGAUGUGCAGCUCUAGACGCGGAGAGUAGAACAUGAUGUUGUACACCUCCCUCCCAAAACUUGUAAUUUGUAAAAGUACUGCCGAGACACACCGAGUCCGAGCGCGAAUAACUAAUUUAAUAGGAUAAGAAGAAGAUUGAAGAAGUUGACGCAGCUCGGCCCGGAAACUAAGAGAAGGGAUUUAAGGGAUAAAACGGUGGGAAAAUUCACUAAGAUUGUGAAUAGUUUUUUGCUCUGACUGGGAGGAAGUAUGGAUCAGCGUUUUGCAUACUCCCCGGCCGACUUGGCUCGGGUGAAGACAGUGCAAUUCGGCAUCCUCGGGCCCGAUGAAAUUCGGCAAAUGUCCGUGGUGAAGAUCGAGAGCAGCGAGACCUAUGACAGAGGAAAGCCCAGAAUGGGAGGUCUCAGUGAUCCUCGAUUAGGUACAAUUGACAGACAUGUCAAGUGCGAGACGUGUUCGGGCAGUAUGGCUGAAUGUCCUGGACAUUUUGGGCAUCUCGAGCUGGCAAAGCCUAUGUUUCAUAUAGGUUUUCUGAAGACUGUCUUGGCACUUCUGCGUUGUGUGUGCUACAAUUGCUCACGAGUACUUGCUGAUGAGGACGAUCAUCGUUUCAAGCAAGCGAAGAAAGUGCGCAAUCCGAAGCAUAGGUUAAAAAAGGUUUUAGAGUGCUGCAAGAGCAAGACGAAGUGCGAGGGAGGUGACGAAAUCGAAGAUGAUACUAAGGAGGAGAUUGAAAAGAAGAAGAAGCACGGUGGUUGUGGAGCACAACAACCAAAAAUUAGCAUAGAUGGCAUGAAGAUUAUUGCCGAAUUUAAGCAACCUCGAAAGAGAGCAGAUGAACAGGACCAGUACAUGCCUGAGCCUGUUGAAAGGAAGCAACAGCUUAGUGCCGAAAAGAUUCUGAGUAUAUUGAAGCGAAUCUCAGACGAAGAAAUAACCUUGCUGGGUUUGAAUCCGAAGUUUGCUCGACCUGAAUGGUUGAUAUUGCAAGUGCUUCCGAUCCCUCCUCCACCUGUGAGGCCAUCUGUAAUGAUGGAUAGUUCAGCACGAAGUGAAGACGAUUUGACCCAUCAGCUUGUUAUGAUCAUUCGCCACAAUAACAAUCUUAAGCGCCAGGAGCAAAACGGAGCUCCAACUCACAUUAUAAACGAGUUUGCACAGCUUCUUCAGUUCCACAUUGCAACCUACUUUGACAAUGAUUUACCAGGGCAACCAAGGGCUACCCAGAGAUCUGGAAGACCCAUUAAGUCAAUAUGUCAGCGGUUGAAGGCCAAAGAAGGGCGUAUCCGAGGAAAUUUGAUGGGCAAGCGUGUGGAUUUUUCUGCACGUACAGUCAUCACGCCUGAUCCAAAUAUCAAUAUUGAUGAACUUGGAGUACCUUGGAGUAUAGCUUUGAACUUGACGUACCCAGAAACUGUCACCCCGUACAACAUGGAAAGGUUGAAGGAGCUUGUAGAGUACGGGCCUCAUCCACCUCCAGGGAAGACUGGAGCGAAAUAUAUUAUUCGAGAAGAUGGCCAAAGGCUUGAUCUUAGAUUUUUAAAGAAGAGUAGCGACCGCCAUUUGGAACUUGGUUACAAGGUUGAGAGGCAUUUAAACGAUGGAGAUUUUGUGCUUUUUAACCGGCAGCCUAGUCUGCAUAAAAUGUCCAUUAUGGGUCAUCGAAUCAGGAUUAUGCCCUACUCAACUUUUCGACUUAAUCUAUCUGUGACCUCCCCGUACAAUGCUGAUUUCGAUGGUGAUGAGAUGAACAUGCAUGUGCCCCAAUCUUUUGAGACAAGGGCUGAGGUCUUGGAACUGAUGAUGGUUCCGAAGUGUAUUGUCUCGCCACAAUCCAAUAAGCCAGUUAUCGGAAUUGUGCAAGAUACUCUUUUGGGCUGUCGUAAAGUUACAAAGAGGGAUGCCUUUAUUGAGAAGGAUGUUUUCAUGAAUAUUCUGAUGUGGUGGGAAGACUUUGAUGGGAAGAUUCCAAUUCCGACUAUCCUAAAGCCGAGGCCAGUCUGGACAGGCAAACAGGUUUUCAAUCUUAUCAUACCAAAGCAGAUCAACCUCAUGCGCCAGUCCUUUGGACAUCCAGAUGGAGAAACUGGAGACAUGUCUCCUGGUGACACUGUUGUGCGUAUUGAGAAAGGAGAGCUUGUGUGCGGCAUUUUGUGUAAGAAGUCACUUGGUACAUCCGGUGGUAGUCUCAUUCACGUUAUCUGGGAGGAGGUUGGUCCAGAUGCCGCCCGCAAAUUUCUUGGGCACACGCAGUGGCUGGUCAACUACUGGUUGUUGCAACAAGGUUUCAGUAUAGGUAUCGGAGAUACUAUUGCUGAUUCAGCAACUAUGGAGAAGAUCAAUGACACCAUUGCCAAGGCCAAAAGUGAUGUGAAAGAGUUGAUCAAGCAGGCGCAGGAGAAACAGCUUGAGGCCCAGCCUGGUCGUACGAUGAUGGAGUCUUUCGAGAAUAAUGUCAACAGGGUGCUAAAUAAUGCUCGUGAUGAAGCCGGUUCCAGUGCCCAGAAAAGUUUGUCCGAGAGCAACAACUUGAAGGCUAUGGUUACGGCUGGUUCCAAGGGCUCCUUCAUCAAUAUAUCUCAGAUGAUUGCUUGUGUGGGUCAGCAAAAUGUCGAAGGAAAGCGUAUACCUUAUGGGUUCAUCGAUCGUACGCUACCUCAUUUCACGAAGGAUGACUAUGGGCCCGAGAGUCGUGGUUUUGUGGAAAAUUCAUACCUUAGAGGGCUUACACCGCAAGAGUUCUUCUUCCACGCUAUGGGAGGAAGGGAAGGUCUCAUCGAUACUGCUGUGAAGACAUCAGAGACAGGAUACAUCCAGAGGCGACUUGUGAAGGCUAUGGAGGAUGUCAUGGUCAAGUAUGAUGGUACAGUAAGGAACUCACUUGGAGAUGUGAUCCAGUUUCUGUAUGGGGAGGACGGUAUGGACUCUGUCUGGAUCGAAAGUCAGAAACUUGACUCUUUGAAAAUGAAGAAGAAAGAGUUCAACAACACUUACAAGUUCGAAAUAGACAGAGAUGACUGGAACCCUGACUACAUGCAACCAGAGGCAGCAGAGGACAUCAAGACCAUCCAGGAGUUCCGCAAUGUCUUUGAUGCUGAGGUGCAAAAGCUGGAGGCCGAUCGUAGACAGAUGGGAACUGAAAUCGCUCCUAGUGGAGAUCCAAACUGCUACCUGCCUGUGAAUCUGAAAAGGCUGAUCUGGAAUGCCCAAAAGAUUUUCAAGGUUGAUACCAAGAAGCCCUCUGACAUGCAUCCGAUGGAGAUUGUGGAGGCUGUUGAUAAGCUUCAAGAGCGUUUAAAGGUCGUUGCCGGGGAUGAUCCUAUCAGCAUGGAGGCCCAAAAGAAUGCUACGCUCUUUUUUAACUGCCUCUUGCGCAGCACGCUGGCUAGCAAGAGGGUUCUAAAAGAGUGGCGGCUUCCAAAGGAAGCUUUUGAAUGGGUAAUCGGUGAAAUUGAGACUCGGUUUUUGCAGUCCUUGGUUGCCCCAGGUGAGAUGAUUGGGUGCGUAGCCGCCCAGUCGAUCGGAGAGCCUGCAACACAGAUGACUCUUAAUACUUUCCAUUUUGCGGGAGUGUCUGCUAAGAAUGUGACUCUCGGUGUGCCCCGGCUGAGGGAAAUUAUCAAUCUUGCGAAGAAGACCAAAACUCCAUCCUUGUCUGUGUACUUAAAGGCUGGAGUGAACGGUGAAAAGGACAAAGCAAAGAAUGUGCAGUGUGCACUGGAGUACACUACUUUGCGAAGUGUGACCCAGGCUACAGAAAUCUGGUACGAUCCAGAUCCAAUGAGUACAAUCAUUGAAGAGGAUGUGGAGUUUGUUCGGAGCUACUACGAAAUGCCUGAUGAAGAUGUCGCACCUGAGAAGAUUUCACCAUGGCUUCUACGUAUAGAACUAAAUCGUGAAAUGAUGGUCGACAAGAAACUUACGAUGGCAGACAUUGCUGAGAAGAUCAAUUUGGAAUUUGAUGAUGACCUGACUUGUAUAUUCAAUGAUGACAAUGCGGAGAAACUCAUCUUGCGAGUGCGCAUUAUGAAUGAUGAGGCACCGAAGGGAGAAGUACCUGAGCAGUCAGAGGAUGACGUGUUUUUGAAGAAGAUUGAAAGCAACAUGCUUACAGAGAUGGCCUUAAGGGGGAUACCUGAUAUUCGAAAGGUUUUCAUCCGAGAAGCGAAGACACAAAAGUUUCAUGAGAUUGAUGGUUUUAAGCCUGAAAAGGAAUGGAUGUUGGAUACCGAAGGAGUGAACAUGCUGGCAGUCAUGUGUCACGAGGAAGUGGAUGCUACAAGGACGAACAGUAAUCACUUGAUAGAAGUCAUAGAAGUACUGGGAAUCGAAGCUGUGCGGAAUGCCCUUCUGAAAGAACUCCGAAGUGUUAUUGAGUUUGAUGGUUCUUAUGUGAAUUACCGUCACUUGGCUAUUCUGUGUGACAUCAUGACAUACAGGGGCCAUCUCAUGGCGAUCACUCGUCACGGUAUCAACCGUAAUGAUACUGGACCUAUGAUGAGGUGUUCUUUUGAGGAGACAGUGGACAUUUUGUUGGAUGCUGCUGUGUAUGCGGAAGCAGACCAUCUGAGAGGGGUCACGGAGAACAUUAUGCUGGGACAACUUGCUCCAAUUGGCACGGGUGACUUUGGCCUUCACCUGAAUGAGCAGAUGUUACAACAUGCCAUUGAGUUGCAAUUGCCCAGCUUCAUGGAGGGACCGGGUGACUUUGGGGUGACCCCCGCAAGAGGAUCUCCUAUGAUCGGAACCCCGCAUCAUGAAGGCAUGAUGUCCCCCAGCUACUUACUGAGUCCGAGCAUGAGAUCAUCUCCCAUUUCUGACUCUGCUCAGUUUUCUCCAUAUGUUGGGGGGAUGGUUUUUUCACCAUCUUCUCCCGGUUACAGUCCUACAUCUCCUGGGUAUAGUCCUCAGUCACCCGGAUAUAGUCCAACAUCUCCUGGGUACAGUCCAACUUCUCCAGGAUACAGUCCAUCAUCCCCUGCCUACAGCCCAACUUCACCCGGUUACAGCCCCACCUCUCCCGGUUAUAGUCCGACUUCACCUGCGUAUUCCCCAACCAGCCCAUCCUACUCUCCGACAUCGCCGAGUUAUAGUCCUACCUCACCAAGUUACAGCCCUACGUCCCCAAGUUAUAGCCCAACUUCACCUGCUUACAGUCCUACAUCUCCGAGCUAUAGUCCGAGUUCUCCAGCCUACAGUCCUACUUCCCCGUCUUACACUCCCUCUUCUCCUGCCUACUCUCCCACUUCUCCGAGCUAUUCUCCUACUUCUCCAAGCUACAGUCCUACGUCCCCUGGUUACAGUCCUACAAGUCCUAGUUACAGCCCAACAUCCCCUAGUUACAGUCCGACAUCCCCUAGUUACAGUCCGACCUCCCCUGCGUAUUCUCCCAGUAGUCCGAGAUAUUCACCUUCGAGUCCAUCAUACAGUCCUACCUCACCAAGUUACAGUCCGACGUCUCCUUCGUACUCACCAACGUCUCCAUCGUACUCACCAACGUCACCUACCUAUUCGCCUACGAGUCCUGGUUACAGCCCUACCUCGCCGCAGUACAGUCCCAGUGGUGGUUACUCUCCAUCAGCUCCAGGUUAUUCGCCCUCAGCAGCUCAGUACACCCCAACCUACAGCAAGGAUGAUGGUCUUGGUGGCAACCGUUCAUGACCGUGCGAUGUUGAUUUGGUUGCUCAGUACCCUUAAUCCUAAUUGCAAAGGGGUUUACUUGAUUUCUUGCUGUCACGUGUCAAAUGCUGAACUCCUCAUUAUAGGAGUCAGGGUUUCGAUUUGUACAUUUAUGUAAUUGUGAUGAGAAGAGGAAGAAGAGAAGGAAAACUUAAAAGUCAGAAGUCAGGCACGAGUUGAGGUGUAGGGGAAGAUUUUUGAUUUGGCCCCGUUUCAUACGACUGAAGUUUUCCUGCUAUUCAAGGAAAAAUUGUACAGUUUGCACCUAAAGCCAAAAGAAACUACUAAAGUAGAGGUCGACUGGUAAGACUUUUCGAACCUGGCCACAUAUCCAGAACUCGUCGUGUUGCCUCGAACAUGUCUCGUUUUUAGUUGCGGUUCUGGGCCCCAAAUGUGCUGUUGCGACUAGGGCACACAUGUUAACAAUUAUACUACAGAAUUGGCCUUGCUUGAUUGCGUGGCGGGCACUCGUGUAUUAUACUGUCCUUGAAACACACCAGGGGUCGACAGCGAGUUGAUUCUCGUAGAUGUCAAUCUGGUUCAUAUUUAAGGGUGUAGGACGCAAUUUGAGUCGUCAGCAGGCCUUGUGCAACCCUUUUUGGUUAUCAGAUGCCCGGGCAAAAGCGAGUGAUACAUUUUGACGAGGAUUUUAGCCCCGAAGUGAACUUAAUAACGUUCUACGGAUAAAAGAUGACUUGCGGAAAAAUUUCCCAGGCUGUUUCCGAGUCUGUAGAAAAUGGGCAACCGCUGAACGAGAAAGUAUUUCAGUGCCGGAUGCCACGACUUAUCUAUUCUGUACUGGCAUUAUCUGCCAAAUUUUGCCUUUAAAUAUUGAUAUGGCUUUGUGCAUCAUUUCGGAACUGGUGUAGGAUGUAGUCGAACCUUGCACUGGAGAGAGACUAUUUAAUUGGAGUAGUGGACUUUCACAUGGGACACAUCGAACUCAUACUAUUUAACAACCAAGGCGUCAUGUAUCCAUGACGCCGAGGCUGCGGUGACCGGGGAAUUAGCGUACACAGACGUCACAGGGAAGAUAUCUCCUGUGAUGGAAUUUCUGUUAACAAACAUUAACGCUCGGACAAGGUCGUGCGAAGAGAGUGAACUUUCCUUUAAGCCGAGCUAAAAAAUUUCUUACACCUGUAAGAGUCUAGGGGGAAGCUAUACAUAGCUGGUGAUACUUGAGCUGUUGUCUUUUGCAC
Messenger RNA from Marchantia polymorpha subsp. ruderalis, 6917 nucleotides. The record is from the annotation of a GenBank genome assembly. Lineage: Eukaryota; Viridiplantae; Streptophyta; Marchantiopsida; Marchantiales; Marchantiaceae.